Molecule: messenger RNA, 927 nt
Organism: Drosophila innubila
Lineage: Eukaryota; Metazoa; Arthropoda; Insecta; Diptera; Drosophilidae
Product: ubiquitin-conjugating enzyme E2 H
Exons: 2
Coding region: 211-792 (193 amino acids)
Biological process (GO): protein polyubiquitination; ubiquitin-dependent protein catabolic process
Cellular component (GO): nucleus
Molecular function (GO): ubiquitin conjugating enzyme activity
Source: RefSeq, a predicted model, not a curated record
AACCUUUAAAAAAAUCAAUUAAAUUUAAAGUGAACCAAUGUAAAUAGUAGGCACAGCUAUAAAUUCUACAAAAUUGUAAUGUAUUAGCAAAAUUUCUGUUUCUUUUAUAUGUAAAUGAAUACUUUUGAAGGUACCGCUGGGAACAGACGAGUGCACUCAAAAUCUCAGUAGUUCCGAUACGGAGACACACUUAGAUUAACAGGAGACCAUAUGGCCAAUAUAGUCGUGAACACAACCUCGCCGAUGGCCGGACGCCGCCUGAACCGGGACGUAAACAGGCUGUUGGCUGCGGGGUAUCACACAGUUAUAGACGAUGACAUGACCAAUUUGGAUGUGCGCCUCGAGGGGCCAAUGGGUACCGCCUAUGAGGGCGGGGUUUGGACGGUUAAUGUCUCAAUGCCACAGGAAUAUCCCUUAAAGGCGCCACGAUUGCGUUUUGUUACAAAGAUUUUGCAUCCGAAUAUUGAAUUCACCACGGGACUGGUGUGCAUGAAUGUCUUCAAACAGGCAUGGUCUGCCAAUUAUGAUCUGGUUAAUAUAUUUGAAACAUUUCUGCCCCAGCUAUUGCGGCAUCCGAAUCCCCAUGAUCCCCUGAACCACCAUGCAGCUGCGAUAAUGAAGCGCUCGGAACAGGACUUUCGUGAAUCAGUGUCCAUGUUUCUUAGGAUGUACGCUCUACCAAUUGCCUUACCUGGUCAGUCCCAGGAUACAGAAAAUCUCGAAAAGCGUUCCUCGGACUUAAGCUUAUCUGAUCUGCUUUCCGAUGAUGAUAAUGAUGAUGAUGACGAUUAACUGUUGGCUGGUCUUUUGUUUUUUUUUUUUUAAUAGUGUACACUUUCCUCGAACUACAAAAUGCUCUUUUUCAACUGAUAGGGAUAAGAAUUUAAAAUGUAUUAAAUAGUAUAUUAAAAAUGUAACAAAAUGCAA